AUGGACGAUAUGUUAAGAGCGUUAAAGUGCGAAGUUGAGCUGCGAGAAGAGCAUCGAGUUCAGAGAGAGCAACGAGAACGGCAUGGUGAUCCUGAGAAGUCGUCAAAUGGAGCCAGGCGGAACGAUACGAAAACAGCAAGCGCCCUCCUGACAAAAUCGGGACCGGUUCGUUGCGCAUUCUGCCUGGGAUGUCAUCGGCAUGAAGAAUGUGAGAAGAUCAAGUCAAUUGAGGAACGUAAGAAUAUUAUUAAGAAAUACGGUCGUUGUUAUAUUUGUUUGGAAAAGGGCCACAAGGCUCGUGACUGUGACAACAAUAUUAAAUGUAGUAUAUGUAAGAAGAAUCACCACAAGGCUCUGUGUGAUUCGGGAAAGGAAAGUAAGCCCCAGGGAACUGUUGGACAAAGGGAGGUUGAGAAUGUAGAUGCCAAUAGUAGUAAUACUCUAUUUGUAAGUCCUAAGAAUAGUUGUGAAAAAGCAGGAUGCAAUGUUGCCUUGCAAACUGCACAAGCAAAACUGGUUGGUAGUAAGUCGGGACGAGUAAGGGUUUUGUUGGAUUCUGGGAGUCAGAGAUCAUUUGUUACUGAAAGGACGGCUAAAGCGUUGGGAUGUAAAGUCGUUCGUGAAGAAAAUCUGAGAAUAGGAACGUUUGGGAAAAGGGCUUUAGAGAACGAGUUGAGAAGGGUUGUGCGAUUGGAUUUGAGUUCGUUGUCGGGUGGUGAAGUCGUAUCUAUCGAGGCAUAUGUUGUACCAGAAAUAUCAGUAAUUAGUAAUCAACAUUUGGAGGUGGUUCGAAAUAACUUUGAACAUUUGAAGGGGUUGUGGUUGUCUGAUGUUUGUAAGGUGAAUGAGGAAUUGGAGGUAAACGUACUCGUGGGUGCGGAUUACUUGUGGUCGUUGCAGAAAGGUCGUAUUAUGCGAGGGAAGCAGGGGGAGCCUGUGGCUAUCGAGACGGUGCUUGGAUGGGUAGUUUCAGGGCCGGUUGGAAACACGGAUAAGAAUCAACCCGCCACUGCUCAGGUAAAUUUUUGCUCCGCUAAUAAAACUUGUAUCAACGUAGAAAACUUUUGGGAUUUAGAAAGCCUAGGAAUUAAGGACAAAGUAAGUGAUGUGCAUGAAUCGGUCAUAAACGAUCUUGGUUUUGACGGUACGCGUUAUUCAGUGGGGUUGCCCUGGAGGGAGGGUCACGAUCCUUUACCUACUAACUAUGACUUAAGUCUUAAGAGAAUGAAGGGACAAAUCAGACGACUAGGUAAGAACCCAGAAUUACUGAAGGAAUAUGACACUAUCAUUAAGGCCCAAGAAGAGUUAGGCAUCAUAGAGAGGGUAGGAAAAGAUAGUGUGAUUAAUUCUCAUGCCAAAAUACAUUACAUGCCUCAUCAAGCUGUCGUGCGAAAGGAUGCCAAGACGACAAAGGUUAGAGUGGUUUAUGACGCAAGCGCUAAAGUACUCAAGUCAAGUGUCUCUUUGAAUGAUUGUUUGCAUAUCGGACCUUCACUUAAUCCACUUUUGUUUGAUAUUCUGCUUAGGUUCCGUGAGCAAAGAAUAGCGCUAAUAGCGGACAUAGAGAAGGCCUUCCUAAACAUUGAAGUGCACGAAAGGGAUCGAGAUAGCCUAAGCGGUGAAUCUAGUACAGAGCGAGCGUAUCAGCUAUAUCGUAAGGCCAACGAACGCAUGAAUGAAGGCGGAUUUAAGUUACGCAAAUGGCGGACUAAUGAUAGUGCGUUAAGAUCGCAAAUUGAAGAAGAUGUGCGUGACGUGGAAAGUAGUUGCGUUGAUGAGCAAACGUAUGCGAAAACCACGCUUGCUCAAGUACAGGGUCAAUUUGGUAAAGUAUUAGGGUUGGAAUGGGAUAGCGUCGGGGACGUAAUAAUAUUCGAUUUCGAAAAUUUGAGUGCGAAAGCGGAAAACACGGAACCGACGAAGAGAAAUGUGUUGAGUCUGUUAGCUUGUAUCUUCGAUCCAUUAGGGCUCUUGAGUCCUACGAUUGUUAAAGCUAAAAUUCUCUUUCAAGAUAUUUGUUACAGUGGCGUGGAUUGGGACGAUACAUUGCCUAAAAGUGUGAAGAAGUGGGAGAAGUGGUUGAGAGAUCUAAAGGAGUUGAUUGCCAGCAAAACAAGAGUAGCCCCGAUGAAAGAACUUAGUAUUCCGCGGUUAGAAUUAAUGGCAGCUAGAAUAUUGGCUCAUUUAAUGUCUGCAGUCAGGAAAGCGUUAGAGUCAGAGUAUAAUUUUGAGGGCGUUAAGUAUUGGACUGAUAGUAUGACUGUUUUGUAUUGGAUAGUCAACUCAGGCAAUUGGAAGCAAUUUGUUCAGCAUAGAGUUGACGAAAUAUUAAGGCUUAGUUCAAAACAGAGUGGAGUCAUUGUCCAGGUAAGGAAAACCCGCAGAUUUAGGGUCGCGAGGGUCUUGAUGACUGAGUUAAAGAACGCGGAGGUUUGGUGGUCAGGACCGUCUUGGUUGCGGGGUAGUCCAAGGCAUUAUCCUAUGGUGAAGGAGAUAGUUCCCACAGUAGACAGCAAGGUUGAAGAAAAGGUCAUUUGUUGUUAA
This is a messenger RNA of Xenia sp. Carnegie-2017, 2544 nucleotides long. RefSeq lists its product as uncharacterized. Lineage: Eukaryota; Metazoa; Cnidaria; Anthozoa; Malacalcyonacea; Xeniidae. Bases 1 to 2544 code for a protein of 847 amino acids. Gene Ontology annotation, molecular function: zinc ion binding; nucleic acid binding. The record is from RefSeq and is a predicted model, not a curated record. The transcript is spliced from 3 exons.